Molecule: messenger RNA, 1440 nt
Organism: Lichtheimia ornata
Lineage: Eukaryota; Fungi; Mucoromycota; Mucoromycetes; Mucorales; Lichtheimiaceae
Product: glutathione synthetase
Exons: 9
Coding region: 1-1440 (479 amino acids)
Biological process (GO): glutathione biosynthetic process
Cellular component (GO): cytosol
Molecular function (GO): glutathione synthase activity; glutathione binding; ATP binding
Source: RefSeq, a predicted model, not a curated record
AUGAAGUAUCCCCCAACAAUCUCCUCCAACGAUCGUCAAACCAUUGUCACCGAUGCCAUUGACUGGGCCCUUGCUCAUGGUCUCGUCGUCAGACCCACCGUUGAUAAGCAGCAACAUUUCAAAAACCAAAGUGCUGUAACCCACGCACCAUUUGCUCUGUAUCCAACGCCAUUCCCUCGUGCCGAAUUUGAGAAAGCUAAAGGCUUGCAGCAACCAUGGAACACUCUCAUUCAUCAGCUAAGCUUGGAUGACGCACUCAUCAAGAAAGCCAUGAGCUCGUUGAAAGGCGUGGAUGAUUUUAUGGAGAAGCUUUAUGAUAUCUAUCUCAAAACACAGGAAGAAGGUGUAGUGCAGCGUGCAUCGUUAGGUAUUCAUCGAUGUGAUUAUCUAUUGCAUUCAACCUCGGAUGCUGAAUCGGCUCGGAUCCAGCAAGUGGAAUUCAACACGAUUGCCGCUAGUUUCGGAAGUUUGAGCACAUGGACAAGUAGAUUGCACAGAUACCUGGUCGAAGCAACAGAAAAAUACGCACAAGGUGCUAUCAGCAUUGAUCAAUUACCUGAAAAUCGUUCUAUUGAAUGCUUGGCAAGCGGUAUCGCAAGUGCAUGGAAGCUCUAUGGCAACCCGCAGGCUCAUGUCUUGAUGGUAUGCCAACCAGGUGAACGAAAUGCAUUCGAUCAACGAUGGAUUGAAUUUACCCUUCUUGAAUCCCAUGGUAUCCGUUUGCUUCGACGCACACUCGAGGAAAUCGACAAUACUGCUACACUGGAUCCCAAGACAAAGGCUUUAUUAAUAGAUGGUCAUGAGAUUGCUGUUACAUAUUAUCGUGCCGGAUAUGCUCCUGAAGAUUAUCCUUCAGAGAGGGAAUGGAAGGCUCGGUUGAUCGUGGAACGUUCCUUGUCGAUCAAGUGUCCAACGGUGCCUUAUCAGCUGGUGGGUGCCAAAAAGGUGCAACAAAUGUUGACGGUCCCUGGCGUAUUGGAACAAUAUGUGGAUGUGUACACAGCCGACCUUUUACGUGAAUCGUUUACGGGAUUGUACCCAUUGGAUGCCUCUGAGGAAGGCCAACGUGCUUACAAGAUGGCACUUGAAGAACCAGAACGAUUUGUCAUGAAGCCACAGCGUGAAGGAGGCGGCAACAACAUCUAUGGCAACGACAUCCCAUCCAUCUUGCAGAAAUUAUCACCAGAAGAACGCAACGCUUAUAUUCUCAUGGAGCUUAUACGCAGUCCACCAUUGCAAAAUCUCAUGGUUAGGGAAGGCGAGCUUAUCGAGGGUGAUGUUGCAAGUGAACUUGGCAUCUAUGGUAUUUAUUUAAAUGAUGGUGACAAGGCUAUGGUCAACGAAAUCGGUGGUCAUUUAUUACGGACCAAGGCACAUGCAACUCAUGAGGGUGGUGUCGCUGCAGGCUUUGCCGUUAUUGAUAGUCCAUUACUCAUUUGA